Messenger RNA from Lontra canadensis (Northern American river otter), 1467 nucleotides. RefSeq names its product myocilin (gene MYOC). Gene Ontology annotation, biological process: osteoblast differentiation; signal transduction. The record is from RefSeq and is a predicted model, not a curated record. Lineage: Eukaryota; Metazoa; Chordata; Mammalia; Carnivora; Mustelidae. Gene Ontology annotation, cellular component: Golgi apparatus.
AUGGCCGCCUUCCAGCUGCUCCUUCUGGCCUGCCUCGUGUGGGCUUUUGAGGCCAGGACGGCCCAGCUGCAGAAGGCCGAUGACCGCAGCGGCCACGGCCAGUACACCUUCAGCGUGGCCAGCCCCACCGAGCCCAGCUGCCCCGAGCAGGGCCAGGUGGCGUCCGCCAUCCGGCACCUGCAGAGAGACAGCAGCGCCCAGCGGGCCGACCUGGAGGUCGCCAAAGCCCGCCUCAGCUCCCUGGAGGGCCUCCUCCGCCGGCUGACCUCGGGCCAGGCGGCCGGGCCCUCAGACGGCCAGGAGGGGCUGCAGGGGGAGCUGGACGCCCUGAGAAGGGACAGAGAACAGCUGGAAACCCAAGUCAGGGAGCUGGAGGUGGCCUAUGGCAACCUCCUCCGCGACAAGGCAGCUCUGGAGGAAGAGAAGAGGCGGCUGGGGCAGGAGAACGACGAUCUGGCCCAGACACUAGAAAGCAGCAGCCAGGAGGUGGCCCGGCUGAGAAGGGGCCAAUGUCCCCAGGCCCACAGCUCCUCUCAGGACGCGCCACUAGGCUCCGGAGGGGAAGUUCCUAAAUGGAAUGCGGAGACCGCGAACUUCCAGGAGCUGAAGUCAGAGUUAACUGAGGUUCCUGCUUCCCGAAUCCUGAAGGAGAGUCCAUCUGGCCAUCCUGGGAAUGAGGAGGGAGACCCUGGCUGCGGAGAGCUGGUCUGGGUGGGCGAGCCGCUCACCCUGCGCAGAGCCGAGACGGCCGCGGGCAAGUACGGCGUGUGGAUGCGAGACCCGAAGCCCCGGCCCCCACACACGGCGGAGACCACGUGGAGAGUGGCCACGGUGGGCACCGACGUCCGGCAGGUGUUGGAGUAGGACCGCGCCGCCCAGUUCCUGCAGGGCCACCCCUCCAGGGUGCACGUGCUGCCGCGGCCGCUGGAGCGCACCGGCGCCGUGGUCUACGCGGGCAGCCUCUACUUCCAGGCCGCGGGGUCGGCCACGCUGGUGCGCUGCGCCCUGGCCUCCGAGACGGUGCGGGCCGAGAGGGAGCUGCCGGGCGCCGGCUUCCGCGGGCGGUUCCCGUACUCGUGGGGCGGCUACACGGACAUCGACCUGGCGGUGGACGAGACGGGGCUGUGGGUCAUCUACAGCACGCGCGCGGGGGGCGCCAUCGUCCUGUCCAAGCUGAGCCCCGAGAGCCUGGCCCCGGAGCGCACGUGGGAGACGAACAUCCGGAAGCGCGCGGUGGCCACCGCCUUCCGGUGCGGCCGCCUCUACACGGUCAGCAGCUACUCGUCGCCCGAGGCCGCCGUCAACUUCGCCUACGACCCGGCCACGGGGCGCAGCAAGGCGGUGCGCGGGCCGCUGCGGGUCCGCUCCGGGCACUGCGGCGCGCCGGACUACAACCGGGAGCGGCGCCUCUUCGCCUGGGACAGCGUCCCCAUGGUCGCCUACGACGCCCGGCUCUCCCGGGGCUGA